AGUUAAAUAGUUUUACAAAUUCACAUGCUACUAUGGUGGUGUUAUCUUUGGUUGUUUUUGGUCGUCCUCCUCAUUUAAUAUAUGGUGUAAAGCGGGGAAAAGUUCCUUCAUCUUUACGACCAAAUGUCAUCAUGAAAAAGCAGGCGUUAGGAAAUGCAACUUGUACAGAAGAGAUGUCAAGAUUAAUGAAUUGUUUUAAACGAGAAAAUUUUCAAGAUUCCAAAUGUUCAAAAGAAAUUCAAGAGUUUCAAGAUUGUGCAAAUUUAGCUAGUAAAUACAGGAUGGAAAAAAAGUCUACUCAAAGUGGAUGGACAUUGGAUGAAUUAAACAGAGUCAUGCGUGAGAACACUCAGGUUAUUAAGAAAUCAAGGGUUAGAAGUUGAGUAUUUAUUUAUUGAAAAGUGAGAAGUAGUUUGUUCAAUUUCUUGUAUCAUUAAAUUUGAUUUAAUUAUUCCAUA
Molecule: messenger RNA, 458 nt
Organism: Xenia sp. Carnegie-2017
Lineage: Eukaryota; Metazoa; Cnidaria; Anthozoa; Malacalcyonacea; Xeniidae
Product: coiled-coil-helix-coiled-coil-helix domain-containing protein 1-like
Exons: 3
Coding region: 33-383 (116 amino acids)
Biological process (GO): mitochondrial translation
Cellular component (GO): mitochondrial ribosome
Molecular function (GO): RNA binding
Source: RefSeq, a predicted model, not a curated record